This is a messenger RNA of Durusdinium trenchii, 265 nucleotides long. The record is from the annotation of a GenBank genome assembly. NCBI's taxonomy places the organism in Eukaryota, Dinophyceae, Suessiales, Symbiodiniaceae.
GUGCUUUGGGGCAAAGAGAGGCUUUCUUCAAUGCCAGUAUCAACCAGAUUCUGACGUCCAUUGUCAGAGUGGACCCAAUUGCUUGCCAGAAUGUGCUGGAGAGCAGCUGGGAAAGGAUGACGAUGACUGUUCGUUGCAGCCAAUUGAGAAAUGUGACGGCUAUGUUUGGCGGGUAGGCCGUGCCACCCAGUGCAAGAUUGAGCCUGGUGGAAAUCCAAGUGGCGCAGAUAUUUGUGCCAACGCAUACUUUUGUGGUGUGCGAUGA